This is a messenger RNA of Naegleria lovaniensis, 1275 nucleotides long. RefSeq lists its product as uncharacterized. The transcript has a single exon. Lineage: Eukaryota; Heterolobosea; Eutetramitea; Acrasida; Naegleriidae. Gene Ontology annotation, biological process: removal of superoxide radicals. Gene Ontology annotation, molecular function: copper ion binding; superoxide dismutase activity. The record is from RefSeq and is a predicted model, not a curated record. The coding region runs from base 1 to 1275 and encodes 424 amino acids.
AUGAUAACAUCAACCACCAAAUCAUCAAUCAUUGCUGCAUGCUUCUUGCUUGCAGUGAUUCUCCUGUCAACAACCACUCAAGCACAGGUCUAUCAAGGUCACUGUCUCUUGACAGGUACAACCGGAAACGCCGUUGGUCUUCGAGGUAGUGUCUCUCUCGUCUAUAGCACCACCACUGGCAAUACUACCAUUUCAUGGGCACUCAAUCAAACCACUGUACCAGCCAUUCUUCAAGGUAAAAAACUUGGAUUCCACAUCCAUGAAUUUGGUUAUCUUGCUAACUCUGUAUCCACUGGUUCUCAUUACAAUCCCUAUGGAGCCAGUCACGCAUUGCCAGGUGAAGUCGGUGCUCCCUCCAUCCACGUGGGUGAUUUGGGAAAUAUUGAUCUCUCGUUGGGAUACUCUGGUGUCAUUACUACUUCUUUAUUGCGAUUGGAUGGAAAUACUUCAGUGAUUGGUAGAGCCAUUCGACUUCACAUGGCACAAGACCUUGGUUCUAUUGCUCAACCCACUGGUAAUGCCAGUAAUCCUGCUGCUCAUUGUGUGAUUGGUAUUGCCAAUGUUACUUCGAAUCUUGCCAUGAAUGAUGCUUAUACUGCCACGAAUCGUGCUGUUGCAACCAUGUUCAGAACUGAUGCUGCUGGUAAUUACAAUGUUACUGGUAGAGUUAUUUUCGAUGAUUCUGUUGGUAAUGGAAAUGUUCGAGUGACUGGAAAGGUGUGUGGACUUGCUCCAAAUACCAUUCAUGGUUUUCAUGUUCAUCAAUUUGGUGAAUUGAAUUUGAAAGAUGGUGCAGCCCUUAUGGGACAUUGGAAUCCAUCAACAUCUCCACAUGCUUAUCCAGGAACUGUCAAUCGACACGCAGGUGAUAUGGGAAAUAUUACUGCAAAUUCCUUGGGUGUUGCAACGAUUGAUAUUACUUUGGAUUUAUUGGCAUUGAAGGGAGUGAAUAGUAUUAUUGGUCGUGGUGUUGUGAUUCAUCAAAAUCCUGAUGAUGGUAUCACACAACCAACAGGAAAUGCUGGAUCAAGAUAUGCCAUUGGAGUGAUAGGUAUUCCUCCAUCCUCCGUGAGCUUGGAAAAUCCAAACGAUGCUUGUUCAGGAGAGUCAUUCCCAUCACCAAUUGUUGUGCCUUCACCAAAGCCUUCACCAAAGCCUUCAACACCAAAAGCAUCUCCAUCCCCAAAGAAGUCCGUUAAUGCUGCUACUUGUGUCAAUGGUUUGACUAGUACCCUUGUAUUUGUUGUGGCUCUCUUUGCGUUGAUUUUGUUUUAA